ACGUGUCCUGGAGGGGGAGGAGCGUCUCACAUUUCCGGCAACAAAGGCAGCAGCCUCAGCUAUAAAUAAUGCAGCAGGGGAAGGAGGCGUCAGACGCACAGCACUGAGCACAUCGCAGCAGCUGCAGGAAAAAAAAAAAAAAGAAGCAGUUAAAUCGCACGGGCAUUGUACCUUCAGGAUCUGAUUGGCCACUAUGCCUUUCCUAGGACAGGACUGGAGGUCCCCUGGGCAGAGCUGGGUGAAGACUGAGGAUGGCUGGAAGAGGUUUCUAGAGGAGCAGAGUCAUUUUAUCAGUGACAUCAACAGCUAUUGCAACACGGAGAACAAUAAAGAAAACGUCCUGAAUAAUCUGAAUUACGACAUUGUUGUGAAAAAGAGGAGGAAGGAUCUGUUUAACAACAACACCAAGAUACAGUAUCUCCACCAGGAGAAAUGGAUCUAUGUGCACAAAGGGAGUACCAAAGAGAGGCACGGCUACUGUACCCUUGGGGAAGCCUUCAAUCGCUUGGACUUUUCAAGUGCUAUCCACGACUCCAGAAAAUUCAACUAUGUGGUUCGGCUACUGGAGUUGAUCGCCAAGUCGCAGCUCACAUCCCUAAGUGGCAUCGCACAGAAAAAUUACAUGAACAUUUUGGAAAAGGUUGUCCAGAAAGUCCUUGAGGAUCAGCAGAACAUUCGUCUGAUCAAGGAGCUGCUGCUCACCCUCUACACGUCCCUGUGCACCCUGGUCCAACGGGUGGGCAAGUCUGUUCUGGUUGGGAACAUAAACGUCUGGUUCUACAGGAUGGAAACUAUCGUUGACUGGCAGCAUCAGCUGAACAACAUCCAGAUCACCAGGCCUUCCCUCAAGGGAACGACUUUAUCGGAUCUGCCCUUGAGCCUUCAGCUGAACAUCAUGCAGAGGUUCGCAGAUGGGAGAGACAUUGUCUGCCUUGGACAGGUGUCAUCAGAUUUGCAGGUGCUCAGUGAAGACCGGCUGCUGUGGAAAAAGCUUUGCCAGUAUCACUUUACGGAGCGGCAGAUACGCAAAAGGCUCAUCUUAUCAGACAAGGGACAUCUGGACUGGAAAAAAAUGUAUUUUAAGCUGGUCCGGUGUUACCCCAAGAGGGAGCAGUAUGGGCAGAACCUUCAGCUUUGUCGCCAUUGUCACAUUCUGUCCUGGGAGGGCACGGAUCACCCUUGCACAGCCAAUAACCCAGAAAGCUGCCUCGUCUGCCUCUCCCCACAGGAUUUUAUCAACCUGUUCCGGUUCUGAUCCGCAGAACACAAUCUGCUUCCUAAAACUGGGAACUGCUUUUGGAUUCCAGCACACAUUUCCAUGCUGAGCUUGAUUACUUUUGCAUGUAAAUAUUGUAUAUUUCACCAAUGACUUUGACUCAAGACCAGGUGGAGAAUGAAUAGGAAUUGAGAUCAGUUUGAUCAAGAGGAAGCGACUGGUUUUGAGGGAAACCAAUGAGGGAAGAGUUUUGCAAGGAGACUUCAUGAAUGGAUGACUGGGAGUGAUGGACUCCACUUCCAGAAUAAAAGGUUUUGUUGGAGUGAGCCAUACAACAUGGCUUCCUUGAUGUGAUGGAGCAUUUUUUUUUUAAUUGGACUAUUCAUAAUGUUUUGCUUUUUUUUCCUCGUAGAACUGACUAGGUCCAACAAUACUUCAGUCACGGUAACUCUUAUUUCUCGUGUAGUUCUGCUAUUCCGUAGCAGUUCUUUCAUAGACCUUUGCUAUACACCACACUCGUUUCUACCUCUGACUUAUUGAACCUGUAAUCUUCAAACGACUCUUUUCCAAGAGUAGGAGCCACAAGACUAAUUCCCUGAAUGUGGAGGAGAGAGUCUUUUGAGUCCGUGGGUUUGUAGAGUAAUACGGUUGAGUGGUCUUUAAAGGAUAAGUAAACCUUAAAAAUAAGUGAAUGUAAAAUUGAUGAGGGGGCUAUUCUAAGCAAUUUUGCAA
Messenger RNA from Xenopus laevis (African clawed frog), 1948 nucleotides. It is a transcript of the gene fbxo32.L, whose product is annotated as F-box only protein 32. Gene Ontology annotation, cellular component: nucleus; cytoplasm; SCF ubiquitin ligase complex. The coding region runs from base 194 to 1255 and encodes 353 amino acids. Gene Ontology annotation, biological process: protein ubiquitination. NCBI's taxonomy places the organism in Eukaryota, Metazoa, Chordata, Amphibia, Anura, Pipidae. The transcript has 9 exons. The record is from RefSeq and is a predicted model, not a curated record.